Molecule: messenger RNA, 1113 nt
Organism: Plectropomus leopardus (leopard coralgrouper)
Lineage: Eukaryota; Metazoa; Chordata; Actinopteri; Perciformes; Serranidae
Product: somatostatin receptor type 2-like
Biological process (GO): cellular response to estradiol stimulus; neuropeptide signaling pathway; cellular response to glucocorticoid stimulus
Cellular component (GO): plasma membrane; neuron projection
Molecular function (GO): somatostatin receptor activity; neuropeptide binding
Source: RefSeq, a predicted model, not a curated record
AUGGACUCCUGGAUCUUCCCGUCGUCCCCUCCGAACCUGUCGGAGCACCUCAUGUACGACAGCUUCAUGCAGGGCAAUGAGUCCGACCUUCAUGGGAACUACACGUACCACAGCUUCAACAAAACCAGCACGGUGGUCAUCACCUGCAUGUACUUUCUGGUUUGCACUGUGGGGCUCUGUGGAAACGCCCUCGUCAUUUACGUCAUCCUGCGCUACGCCAAAAUGAAGACAGUUACUAACAUCUACAUCCUCAACCUGGCAGUGGCCGAUGUGCUGUUCAUGCUCGGCCUGCCGUUCAUCGCCAUCCAGCUGGCGCUGGUCCACUGGCCGUUCGGCCCAGUGCUCUGCAGAGUUGUAAUGACCGUCGACUCUCUGAACCAGUUCACGUCCAUCUUCUGCCUGAUGGUCAUGAGCAUCGACCGUUACCUGGCUGUGGUGCAUCCCAUUAAGUCCACAAAGUGGCGUAAGCCGCGCAUGGCCAAGACUAUUAACUUAGCAGUGUGGGGGGUGUCGCUGAUGGUCAACCUGCCCAUCGUCAUCUACAGCGGAGUCAUCACAAAACACGACGGUUGCUUCUGCACCAUCGUGUGGCCUGAGCCUCAAGAGGCCUACUACACAGCGUUCAUGUUCUACACCUUCAUCCUGGGCUUCUUCCUGCCGCUCAUGGUCAUCUGCCUCUGCUACUUGUUUAUCAUCUUCAAGGUGAAGUCGUCAGGCAUCCGCGUGGGCUCCUCCAAGAGGAAGCGCUCAGAGAGGAAGGUGACUCGCAUGGUGUCCAUUGUGGUGGCAGUGUUCGUCUUCUGCUGGCUGCCUUUCUACGUCUUCAAUGUCACCUCAGUGACGGGAACCAUCAGCACCACUCCCAUCCUGAGGAGCACCUUUGCCUUUGUGGUGGUUCUGGGAUAUGCCAACAGCUGCGCCAACCCCAUCCUCUACGCCUUCCUGUCGGAGAACUUCAAAAAGAGUUUCCAGAAUGUUCUGUGUCUUAAGAAGGUGGGCGGGUUGGAUGAGGUCGAUCGCAGCGAUAGCCGGCAGGAUAAGUCUCGAAUGAUGAAUGACCCCACGGAGACCCAGAGCACUCUGCUGAAUGGAGACCUUCAGACCAGCAUCUGA